Molecule: messenger RNA, 2625 nt
Organism: Menidia menidia (Atlantic silverside)
Lineage: Eukaryota; Metazoa; Chordata; Actinopteri; Atheriniformes; Atherinopsidae
Source: the annotation of a GenBank genome assembly
AUGGUUUGGCGCUGUGUUAUUUGCUUUGUGUUUGUGGCCCUCACUCUCAAAUCUUUAUUGAGUCAUAUAAAUUCUGCACAUAGUCGUAGUCCAGAUUUUCGCGUUGUUUGUGGAAUCGAUGGAUGUUCCAAAGAGUAUCGAAUCUACAACUCACUGUGGUAUCACAUUCGAAGAAACCACCGUGAACAUCUGGAAAGUGGCGGGAGAGAGAGGACAGCAACAGCGACCUCAAGCCGGGAAGCCUCAUCAGCGGUGAACAGAAACGUGUGGGGAUACAGGCCAGCAACGGCGGAAAACAGAGAGCAUCAAACGGGUGAAGCAGUGAUGGAAAACGGAGUACAAGCUGAAGAUGUAUUGAUUGAUGAAAACAGAGUGCAGCCCUGUCCAUACUCUGUGUCUCCACAACAUUUUGGAGCAUUUGACAGUACGGCGUCCUUGUACUCUGGCUUUGACGAUGACACCUUUAUCUCCCCAAGUCAUCCUGCUUUGUCCCAGACUGUUGAUAGUACCUCAAAUACAACUUUGAAUAUUGCGGAUGUUCCAUGUCCUGCUGCAGUUGACUCUUCUGCAUCAUGUCAAUCAAAGGAUGACGCCGGGCGUGACACUUUGACCAGCCAAGCUAUUGCUAUGAUGUUGACUGCAAGAGAAAAACACCAUCUUUCACAGCGAGGUGUGAAUGACGUUUUGGCAGGAAUGCAGCAAUACCAAGCUCUGUUGGUGACUAAUCUAAGGAGCCAGCUACAAACUGUAUUCCAGCAACAUCAAGGAAGUGAACUUGAAAAGGAAGCGAUGGCGGUAUUUGACCAGAUUGAGGAUCCAUUUGCUUCUGUUGCGACAACAUACAGGCAGGACAAUGUGAUUAAGGAAAAUUUCAAUUUUGUGGAGUCAGAGGAGGUUUCUGUGGGGUAUACUGCCUGCUUGAAGAAAAAAGGGGCAACAAGGGUCCUCUCUACAAUACCCAAAUGUUUUGAUUAUAUACCUCUGAUCAAAAGUUUAGAACAGUUAUUGUCCCAUCCAAAGGUUUUGGAAAUGAUAGAUCAGCCGCAGAAAUACAGAAAUGGAUCAAAACUAGCUGCAAUCCGUCUACUUGCUAUUGCAAAGAAAAGCGAGCUGUCUGAAUGUGGAGUUGAUGGAAUUUUGGGCAGGUUGUAUGAGGACUUGAUAAUGUUAUAUGGUGGUGUUAAUAUUCAAACUGGGAAUGGUGAACGUGAAAUAUUUGGAGCAUUGGUUUCGAUAUGUGGAGACACUUUAGCACAACAUGAGCUUUGUGGAUUUAAAGAGGGUGUUGGUUUUGCCUAUAGUAAGUGCCGGCAGUGUGAAUGUUCGUUUGAGGACAUGCAAAUGUAUUUUGACGAGGACAACUUUGAGCUCAGGACACUAGAAAGACAUGUCCGGCAGUGUGGUGACAUUGAGAAGGCAAAUACUGAGUAUCUUAGAAACAGUUUAAAAACUACAUUUGGCAUCAACAGAAGGAGCAAGCUGGUAGAAUUCCCGGCCUUUAACUUGAUCCAACAAACACCCCAGGAUAUGAUGCAUGUAAUUCUUGAAGGCAUUGCUCCAUUAGAAAUAAAGUGUGUGAUAAAACACUUAGUUCUUUUAGGUCAACUAGACUUGGAUGUCCUCAAUACUGCAUUAGCUGGAUUUCCCUACUCUCCACUUGAUGUCAGAGACAAACCAAACCCUAUAGCUUACAGCACAUUAGCUUCAAGUGAUAAUAAGUUGAAGCAGUCCUCAGGCCAAAUGAUCGUUCUACUAAAAAUAUUGCCAUUCCUUAUUGAUUCAGUUAAAGAUAAUGAAUACUACAAAAUAAUUCUUGAACUCAUAGAAAUUUUUAAAAUUUUGUUUGCUCCUGUCAUUGGUCUACAGACACUUAGCAAGUUGAAAACACAAAUUGAACAGCAUUUAAAACAUAUGAAAAAUCUUUUCCCUGAUAACAACAUUACCCCAAAACAGCAUUAUUUGAUUCAUGCUCCAUCGCAAAUAAAGUUGCUGGGGCCAAUGGUCCGUCACAUGUGCAUGAGAUUCGAAUCAAAACAUUGUUUUUUUAAACAGUGGGCCUCAAAAAUAAAUUUUAGAAAUGUUUGCAAGUCUUUAAUAAGGCAUAAUCAAAUGUAUGAAUGUUGUCAAAAUGUAAGUCAUUCUAAACACCCAAUUUGUUUUAAUGAGUGUGCAUUGGGACCAACAUCCGAAAUACGCAACAUGUCAUAUUUAAAAGAAAAAAUGAGGGCUUUCCUUGGAAAUGAUGACAUAAACAAUGCAGUGUCUGUUAAAUGGAUUAAUCUAAAUGGUAAUAAAUACAUACAGGAGAAGACAUUACUUCUGACUUCUGUUAAUUCCAAUGAUUUGCCUGAAUUUGGACUUGUGAGCAAUAUCUAUGUAAUUAACUCAUCAUUAUAUUGUUUUGAGUUCCAGCAGCAUAAUACUGUUUGUUAUGAUAGAAAUUACAUGGCAUAUACAAUAGAGAUUCCAAACAUGGCACAAAGAACUGAACUAAUAAGUGCUGAUAGUCUGGUAGAUUUCACUCCAUAUUACAGUUAUACUCACAAGGAUGUGACAUAUGUUCCUACGAAAUAUUAUCUUGUAGAUGUGCUUGGGCUACACAGAGCCUUGUCUGAUGAACUGUAA